CGCACCAAUUGACCUCGUAUAUUGUUUGCUUCAGUCGUAGUACUUAUUUGUUGCCUUUUUUUCAUGUCAGAAUGGCGUCGAGCGAUGGUGUUAGGGACGGCCAACGUGGUGGAGGCCAACGUGACAGACCUAGCCGGAAAUUCAAAAAGGGGGAUCAGACGCGUAGAUUGUGGAACCACCGCAAAGAAGAGAUCCUUGGGGUGACUUUGGUCGAACUUGUAGCCCUUGGGUGGAAAUCUGACAACGGUUUCCGUUCUAGGUAUCUCCAGAGGUGUGAGGAUAGUAUCAGACAAGAGUUUCCGACCACUGAUAUUAAGAGGACUCCAAAUAUCGUGUCGAAGAUCACGUCAUGGAAGAACAGCUACAGCUCCCUUCGCAACAUACUAGAGAGGUCCGGUGUUGGUUUUAGCGUCAAUGGAGACUACAAAAUUGACAUAGACGACGACCAAUGGGAGCAAGUUGUUCAGCGCGAUCCCAAAGCGAAGUUCAUGCGGAACAAGUCUUAGCCGUUAUGGGAGACGUGGAAGCUUAUUUUCGGCAAAGACCGCGCGACCGGCGGUGGUGCAGGGACAUUACCCGACGCCGCUAACCGGGUUCGCAUGGCUGCCGGCCGACACAGUGAAUGGGGUGAGAAUGAUCCCAAGCAGGAUUUGAACAGACCCCACCUCCUGAUGAAAAUGAUGGUGACGAAGACCCCCUUGUUGCGCCUAAUAGCUCUACUAACAUCGACAAACCCAUAUCUGGUACUAAGGCUGGUUCUUCUAAAUGGAAAGCUAGUGAUAGCGAUGGUUCACUAAUGGUUUUCCUAGCCAACCUUCAUGCUGAAACAAACGCAAGGCUAGAAGCCAUAUCCACCAAAAUAGGGUAUGAGUUUAACAUCGGUUUGGCCCGACAUGCUGUGUUUAAGAAGCUUGGUGGGGUUGAUGGGCUCACCCUUGCUCAGAGGUACAAACUUUGUAACAUACUCUCCGACAAGCCUCAGCGGUUAGAGUUUUUUAAUGGGAUGC
Salvia splendens (bonfire salvia) is the source of this 1007-nucleotide messenger RNA. RefSeq lists its product as uncharacterized. Bases 72 to 506 code for a protein of 144 amino acids. NCBI's taxonomy places the organism in Eukaryota, Viridiplantae, Streptophyta, Magnoliopsida, Lamiales, Lamiaceae. The transcript is spliced from 3 exons. The record is from RefSeq and is a predicted model, not a curated record.